AGGAAAUGUUAAAAACAUGAGACUCAGGAGGACAAUUUCUGCAGGGACUCCCUGGCUUCUGGAGGAGAGGGAGGUAGGGCAGUGGACAGGUGGCAUAGGAGAGAGACACAAUGGAAUCUGGCUUCACCUCCAAGGACACCUAUCUGAGCCAUUUUAACCCUCGAGAUUACCUAGAAAAAUAUUACAGCUUUGGGUCCACACAGUCUGCAGAAAACCAGAUUCUUAGGCUUCUUCUGAAAAAGCUUUUCAAUAUAUUCUGUGUGGCUGGCGUGAAGGGAGACCUCCUGAUUGACAUUGGCUCUGGCCCCACCAUCUAUCAGCUCCUCUCUGCUUGUGAAUCCUUCAAGACGAUCAUUGCUACUGACUACACCGAUCAGAACCUGCAGGAGCUAGAGAAGUGGCUGAAGAAGGAGCCAGGGGCUUUCGACUGGUCCCCGGUAGUGACCUAUGUGUGUGAGCUCGAAGGGAACAGAGUGAAGGGGCAAGAGAAGGAGGAGAAAUUGAGGCGGGCAGUCAAGCAGGUCCUGAAGUGUGAUGUGACCCAGAGCCGGCUGCUGGGGGCCGCCUCCCUGCCCCUGGCCGACUGCCUGCUCAGCACGCUGUGCCUGGACGCCGCCUGCCCAGACCUCCCCACCUACCGCUCCGCCCUCAGGAACCUCAGCAGCCUGCUCAAGCCAGGGGGCCACCUGGUGCUCGUGGAUGCCCUAAAGAGCAGCUACUACAUGAUUGGGGAGCAGAGGUUCUCUAGCCUCUCCCUGGACCGGGAGGCAGUCGAGGCUGCUGUGCGAGAGGCCGGGUAUGCCAUCAAGCAGUUUGAUGUGAUCUCGCAAAGUUACUCUUCCACUGUGGCCAACAACGAAGGCCUUUUCUUCCUGGUGGGGCAGAAGCUGAGCAGAUCUGCAUGACACCUUGUGGCCACAAUGAAGGCACUUCCUUGACUUACCCAGUUGACUUCAGUCCUUGGUUCUAAUUGUUGCGGUCACUAUGCUGAGUAGAGGCUAAUGGCUGGGGCGCUGAGGGUUUGUCUAGGACAAGGUUAUAGCCAUCAGUAAACCUGGAGGCGAUUGGUUGACCACCUACUCUGUGUCUAGUCUUCACUACCUGUGAUUAUAAAAGAAAAUAUAACGUUCCUUAAGCAUCUUGCUUAUGAAGGCUCAAGCCCACACCUGCCUACAGAGCAAUGUCUGAAGUUACUCAGCAUUCAUUUCCUUGGGGCCUGCUUCCUCCUUCUCUCCACAAACAGACUUCUCCUCUUCAACUCUUGCCUUCUCUAGAGACCCCGUCUUCAGCUGGGGUCCCCUGGUACCAUCACUACCUCUGGGGUCAGAGAACAGCUGUUGCUUUGCUCCUGGGUCCCAGGGAUGAGUCAGGCCCUUCUCUUACUUCCUCAACACACCUACCUGAAGAGAAGCUUAGGAGUUAGCAAGCGCGAUAGCAGGUGCUCAUUACAGCUGCCCUUAGAAACAGUCUUCAGAGCCCGCCUCCUGAGAGGGUCCUGUUGGCAUAGCUCUCGGCCAAGUACCUCCUUAGAGUUAGCUUCUAUCCUGAUGGCAUGCCAUGCUCUCCUCCCAGGCACCAUCACCCACGAUGCUCUAAAACAGAGGUUGACAAACUAUGGCCCAUGAGCCAGAGCCAGCCUGCUGCCUGUGUUGUAAAAUCUUACUGAGACAUGACCAUGCAUUUACACAUUGCCUGUGGCUGUUUUCGUGCUAUAAUACCAGAGUUGAAUAGUGUGACAGCAACUGUAUGCAUGACCUGUGAGGAACAGAGUAAAGACGUAAGAUGGAGUCAAGCUGCUAAAUGAUUAACUUCAAGUGGGCUGAGUCAUAGGGAAAUGACUAUUUUUGUUUUAAAUGACUCUGGGGACUUAAACUUUUGAACUUUCCAUUCUGUGUCAAUACCUGGAAGCACAUCAGUACAUCGUGUGUUAAUGACUGGACAUGCACCAAACCGCCAGGUAACCAGCUGAAUGACGUCAACAAGAAAAUGUUGCGAUGUCUAGACCACUGGGCAUCUGAUGAUUACCACCACACAUAUGACGGUGACCAUCUUGAACCAAUUCGGGGGCUAAGAAUGUAGAACUGAUUUUCCUCAAGAAUAUACUUUUUAUUGUAAGAACCCUCAGCUAUUCUUUCCCUUUCAGAACACUCUAGAUACUGCCUCGUUGUGUUUCUGGUUUGCAACCCUUAAGACCAUUGAAUAAAUCUUUGUCACUUAUUUCUAGCCACAGCUCCAGGCUCUACUGAGCUCAGUUGACAUUUAGCAAAGCCCAAACUAGCUAUUAUCUGGACCAUUAUAGAAAAAGUUUGCUGAUCCCAACAUAAAGGAGAGAGGAGUGUCCCUUCCCACUCUUCCUCAUCCCAAGAUUUCCCUUUUCCCAGGUUUACUGACAGGGGACCUUUCUGCUUUCCACAAGGGAGAGUCCUUCCUCCCACUCCCCCCACAUUCACGGACAAUCACAUCAGAGCACAAGA
Messenger RNA from Myotis brandtii (Brandt's bat), 2474 nucleotides. RefSeq names its product nicotinamide N-methyltransferase (gene NNMT). Gene Ontology annotation, cellular component: cytosol. NCBI's taxonomy places the organism in Eukaryota, Metazoa, Chordata, Mammalia, Chiroptera, Vespertilionidae. Gene Ontology annotation, molecular function: nicotinamide N-methyltransferase activity. The transcript has 3 exons. The record is from RefSeq and is a predicted model, not a curated record. Bases 111 to 905 code for a protein of 264 amino acids.